AGGUCAGAGCAAGCCUCUUCCUGGAAUGUUCAAGACAAUCCAAUGGGGCUUUAAAGAAUGCGUUCCAGAAGCAGUGACACAGAGGGCUCAGCCCAAAAGCAAUUUCCAAGACAUAGUAAAGACCAUGGUUUCCAAGGGCCUGUGGACAUGAAGCAGAGACAGCAAGACAAAGACCCCACCAGUGAGUCAGAUGCAAUUGUUCCCUGUCCUAAGUCACACAGUGGUAUCAGUCACCAUGGAGAAGACCUCUCAAGAGAUGACCUAUUAUUUCUUCUGAGCAUUCUGGAAGGAGAACUGCAGGCUCGAGAUGAAGUCAUAGGCAUUUUAAAAGCUGAAAAAAUGGACUUGGCUUUGCUGGAAGCUCAGUAUGGGUUUGUCACUCCAAAAAAGGUGUUAGAGGCUCUCCAGCGAGAUGCUUUUCAAGCAAAAUCUGCCCCUUGGCAGGAGGACAUCUAUGAAAAACCAAUGAAUGAGUUGGACAAAGUCAUGGAAAAACAUAAAGAAUCUCAUAGACGAAUCCUGGAACAGCUUUUAAUGGCAGAAAAAUCUCAUAGGCAAACCAUACUGGAGUUGGAGGAAGAAAAGAGAAAACAUAAAGAAUACAUGGAGAAGAGUGAUGAAUUCAUAAGCUUACUAGAACAGGAAUGUGAAAG
This is a messenger RNA of Leptonychotes weddellii (Weddell seal), 653 nucleotides long. The record is from RefSeq and is a predicted model, not a curated record. Lineage: Eukaryota; Metazoa; Chordata; Mammalia; Carnivora; Phocidae.